AUUUUGUACAAUCAUAUGUACCAAAUUGGAGAAAAGGAAAUUGCGAAUUUGAACAAUUAUAGGGUUCUAAAUUCGCAAUCGAGAAAUCCCUAAAAAGCUAUGGUUGGGGGUUGUGAUUCUGAGAGUGGCACUUACUGAGCAGAGAAUGUAAUUAGGAAUCCAAUUCCAAUUCGCCGAUUUCUCUUUGUCACACUUCCUUUUCUCGGGUUUUUGUUCAUAUCAUGAAAAGGACAUUGCCAUGGAGUGAUGAUGAUGAUGAUGAUGAUGACGACCACUCAUCACCAGAUGUGUCAUCAUCUUUGCAUUCUGACUCUGAACAUGAUAAUGAAACUGGUGGGAAAAAAUCCAAAGGUAAAUCUAGAAAGCCGAAAAGUGCUGUAAUUGACUUUGAAGCACUGAAGCGACAUGGAUAUAAAGGUGGACCUUCGGUCUUAAAGGUACCCCCACCCAAAGAAGGGGAUGAGACGAAGCAAGAUUGGUCGUGGUCCACUGGACAGGAAAAGCGUGUAGACAAGGAAACUGAAGAAUCAUAUGAGCAGCGACAGAAAACAAGAGAUGCUAUUUCCCUAGGAGAGCAGCUGCCAACUGCUCAGACUAGGAAUGAGAAGAAGAAUCUUUCCUUCUCUCAGAAGGAAAAGAGGAAAAGAGAGCUUGGUCAGGCAAGCAGGGGGAAAAAUUAUGUUGAAGAAGAGAAGAGGUUGUUAAGGGACAGUGGAGUCUAUUCUGGUUUUGAUGGUUGAUAUGGGAUUGCUAGAAUCCCCUUCAUAUUGUAGAAAGGUACUAUCUCUUGUGAUUUUCUUGUACUGAGAAGAAUUUGAUUGUAAUGGUGGUUUGUUGUGACUUAAAAUUUGAAAGAAAUGAAUUAGGGAU
This is a messenger RNA of Gastrolobium bilobum, 870 nucleotides long. RefSeq lists its product as uncharacterized. The record is from RefSeq and is a predicted model, not a curated record. Bases 222 to 740 code for a protein of 172 amino acids. The transcript has 3 exons. Lineage: Eukaryota; Viridiplantae; Streptophyta; Magnoliopsida; Fabales; Fabaceae.